This is a messenger RNA of Mesorhabditis spiculigera, 2079 nucleotides long. NCBI's taxonomy places the organism in Eukaryota, Metazoa, Nematoda, Chromadorea, Rhabditida, Rhabditidae. The record is from the annotation of a GenBank genome assembly.
AUGUGGAACCAAUUCGGACCGGUAGAAGGGACUGUCUACGCCGUCAUGGGAGCGACACUCGUCGUUUUCUAUACGAUGUGGAGGAAGAAGAAGGCAAUCGAGGCACCAAAAGGAGCGUCUCGAAACCAUCAAUCACUGGAGUUAAAGUUGAACUGGGACCAACAGUCCAUCGAAUUGGCGAAGCAACCCGGAGUGUUCAAAUGCGGCUAUCUUCUUGAUGACAAUGUUGAUACCGUCGAGACGGCUUAUCCGGAAGUGAAGACACUUUAUGAUGUCUUCCUCAGGGGCAUUGAUAAAUCCGAAAAUGGUGACUGCUUGGGUCGUCGUAACGGCGAAGACCCUUACGACUGGGUCUCGUAUUCUGAUGUCUUCCGUCAAUCUCGUGACAUCGGUGCGGCCCUGAUCACGCGACUUGGCCUAAAACCUGGAAAUACGACAAACGUCGGUGUUUAUGCGAGGAACAGUCCGGAAUGGUUUGUGACGGCUCUUGGAUGUAUUCAGCAUUCUCUCGUCGUCGUGCCAUUGUACGAUACACUUGGGGCUGAAGCGGCUGAUUAUAUCAUUCAACAAGCUGAUAUCGAAGUAAUCUUUGUCGACAAUCUCGACAAGGUGAAGAAGCUUGGAGGUACCAGCGACAAGAUCCCGACAUUGAAGCACGUUAUCGUUAUCGAUAACAUCAGCCCCGAUGAUCUACCCAAGGACACCGGCUUCGAAAUCCACACCUUUGCUGAGGUGCUCAACUACGGCCAGCAGAACCCGCAAAAAAUGCAUCUCCCAACCAAGGAGGAUACCUAUAUCAUCUGCUACACUUCCGGAACGACUGGAACGCCGAAGGGUGUCGUCCUGUCCCACAAAAAUGUCGUCGCCAACUUGGCUGCGUUUGAGCUGCUCGUCGCCAACUUCUUGGAUCAGAAGAUCGGAAAGGGAGAUACGAUCAUUUCCUACUUACCUCUUUCGCAUAUGUUCGAACAGAUGUGCCAUUGGUCAAUGAUCCAGGCUGGAGCCCGCAUUGGAUAUUUCAGGGGAAAUAUUUUGGGCCUCAAUCAAGAUCUUCAAGCCCUCCGCCCCACCGUAUUCCCGGUUGUCCCACGUCUAUUGAAUAGAUUCUACGAUGCUAUCCAGGGUCAACUUCGGAAAGCCGGCCCUGUUCAACGUGCCGUCUUCAACUUUGCAUAUGCCAGAAAGCUGGCUAUGCUGAAGAAGGGUAUCUGCACCACUGAAACCGUCUGGGAUACGCUUGUCUUCAAGAAGAUCCAAGACCAAAUGGGAGGUCAAGUUCGUCUGAUGGCCACCGGAUCUGCGCCAAUCUCGGCUGAGGUUUUGGAGACUUGCCGUGUCGCUCUUGGAGCCACGAUUUUCGAGGGUUACGGCCAAACAGAAUGCACAGCGUUGGCCACGAAUACCUGGCCUGGAGAAUUCGAGGGCGGACAUACCGGAGGCCCCGCACCAUGCACACUCAUUAAACUCGAAGAUGUCCCAGAAUUGAAUUAUUUUGCUGCCGAAAGGAAGGGAGAGAUUCUGAUCAAGGGCCCUCAUGUUACCUCUGGAUAUUACAAAGAACCCGAAAAGACGGCCGAAAUUAUUGAUGCUGAUGGUUUCUUGCACACUGGUGAUAUUGGAUACCUCCAGCCAAAUGGUACCCUAAAAAUUAUCGACCGCAAGAAGCAUAUCUUCAAGCUUGCCCAGGGAGAAUACGUGGCUCCUGAGAAAAUCGAAAAUAUCUACACUCGAGCGCCGAGCGUACAGCAGGUGUUUGUCGAUGGUGACAGCUUGGAGCGUUAUUUGAUCGCUGUUGUCGUUCCGGAGACGAAGCCGCUGGUGGAAUGGGACGGAAAGAAAAGGUCGAUCCAGGAGAUCUGCAAAGACCCGAAAGCCGCCGAAUAUGUGCUCCAGGAGCUUGUGCGGAUCGGAAAGGAAAACAAGUUAAACUCGAUUGAGCAGGUGAAACACGUCAUCUUGGAAGCCGAUCCAUUCUCUGUGGAAAAUGGUCUUCUCACCCCCACCCUCAAAGCAAAACGACCCCAACUCCGGCUCAAAUAUUUCGACACAAUGAAAGAGAUCUACAAGAACAACCCCAAU